Messenger RNA from Colletotrichum destructivum, 474 nucleotides. RefSeq lists its product as uncharacterized. Bases 236 to 385 code for a protein of 49 amino acids. Lineage: Eukaryota; Fungi; Ascomycota; Sordariomycetes; Glomerellales; Glomerellaceae. The transcript has 2 exons. The record is from RefSeq and is a predicted model, not a curated record.
GCUAUGCCGCGGCUGGAGCCUACUUCGUCAAGGCCAGUAGCACUGGUUGCGGGAUGCACAUUGAAUGUCCGACGAGCGUCCCUGUUUAUAUGAUCUGCUUCACGUGUGCAUUGAGGCCGGGCUCUGAUACAUUCCGCGCCUUAGAGUGUGGCUGGCACGUAGGGAAUCGUGAAGGCAGCGCCGGAUAGCCGUCCGCCGGCCCAAACAUCCUGCCUGUGUCCAAGAUCGUCAUUAAAUGGCUGCUGGUGGAGCCACCGUCCUUCCUUCCUCGGGCGGCUUGAGCUUCGUGAGCUUUGAUAACAACGGCAGCCUCGUCUGCGACUGCGACCCGGGUAGGUCAUUCCAAGACCUCUUUGACCCGUCUCACGACUCGAAACGCAUUUGACGAAGCAGCGAGAUAACAAAGAACACGGAGCCGCGAACCGAGGGCGACACACUUACGAGGUACAUCACAACAGCAACCACCUCUUUGGA